CAGCACUUGCAAGCUCGAAAUGUACUUCCGAUCUUAUUAAGAUUGUUUGUACUAUACUUUUUUUUACCACUUUUAUGAUAAAAUAUAUAGCGUUCGUUAUUAAUACUAACAAUAUGAAAGAUUUAUUGAUACAACUUCAGCAUAUAUGCAACGAACUAAAAGAUGAAUCUGAGAACGCUAUCAUAAAAAAGUAUGGUCAAAAUGCAAAACGAUAUACGGUUGCACUUAUAAUACUUGGUACUGGUUCUUUAUUUAUUCUUAUUAUUGUCCAAUUUUGGACGAAUAUCGUCGAUAUUGUUUUACCGAAGAAUGAGUCUCGAUCACGGCAUGUGCUGAUUAUGACAGAGUAUUUCAUCGAUCAAGAAAAAUAUUUCUAUUUAAUUGUAUUACAUGUCCAUACAGCUAUUUGGAUUGGAGCUUUCAUUAUAGUAUCGACGGGAUCAAUGCUAAUUGCAUAUAUUCAAUAUAUGUGUGGAUUGUUCAGAAUCUCUAGCUACCGUUUUGAACGUGCAAUGGGGUUUAAUAUGCUACGAAAUAUUACUUGUAAAAACGAGAAUUUGAUAUUUAAAGGAGUAAUAUGUGCAGUAGAUAUUCAUCGGCAAGCUAUGAGAUUAUCUGAAUUAAUAGUAUGUAAAUUCGAAACAAUGUUAUUCUGUUUAAUAACAGUUGGAGUGACUUGUUUGAGUCUCAAUCUCUUUCGAAUGUUUCAGGUAGCAUCGUCUGGAGAAAACAUUAAGGAAAUAUUGCUGCCCUUUAUAUUUUCAGUUUGCAGCGUCCUAUACAUGUUUAUAGCCAAUUAUAUCGGACAAGAUAUAAUAAAUUAUAAUAAUCGCAUAUAUAUUGCCGCAUACAAUGUUCAAUGGUAUAUGGCUCCAUUACAUGUACAAAAGUUGAUAUUGUUUGUAUUGCAAAGAAGUGCUAAAGAAUUUUCUUUGGGUGUUGGUGGAUUAUUUAUUGGAUCGUUAGAAUGUUUCGCCACGCUGGUGAAAGCUUCGGUAUCUUACUUUACCUUCAUAUAUUCUGCGCAAUAAGGCAAAUUGGAUUAAAUAAAAAUGUGAUAUAGAUAUAAUUAGUACAAAGCCAAAUAAUACAAUUAAUUUACAUUUAAAUUUGGUAGUGUAUUACAAUUUUUAGUACAUAGAUUAGUUAGAGAUAUUACUUAGAGAGAUAUAAGAUUUUCAAAAUAAAAUUAUUUAAUCAAAGAUA
Solenopsis invicta (red fire ant) is the source of this 1206-nucleotide messenger RNA. RefSeq lists its product as uncharacterized. The record is from RefSeq and is a predicted model, not a curated record. The coding region runs from base 75 to 1031 and encodes 318 amino acids. NCBI's taxonomy places the organism in Eukaryota, Metazoa, Arthropoda, Insecta, Hymenoptera, Formicidae. Gene Ontology annotation, cellular component: plasma membrane. The transcript is spliced from 8 exons. Gene Ontology annotation, molecular function: olfactory receptor activity; odorant binding. Gene Ontology annotation, biological process: sensory perception of smell; detection of chemical stimulus involved in sensory perception of smell.